UUCAGAUUCGCUCCCUUCGAACCGGCUGCCCAAAUUCAAGAGGGAGUUAAAACGGAGCGCUUUAGACAAACGAUUCAUUGCUGGCGAUGUUAUGGGUGCGACCGUUUUCUUAACAUGGAAUUUGCUUUAGCUGUAUAUAAUGAGAAAUCGCGCUAUAAUGCGGAGUUGGCUGAGCUGUUGAGAGGGCUGAGUCUCCCAUCACUGCGCUGUUAUCACCUCGCAUAAGAGCCAUUAUUCCAAUUAAUAAUAAUAAUAAUAAUAAUCUCAACGCUUUCAUCUUUACACGACUCAUCUACACGCCUGAUUAAUCUACACGUCUCAUACGCGCUCUAAAUGCACCGGUAAUUCUACUGGGACAGAGAUUGCAUUGCUUUUACCUCCUUAUUGUCUAUACGUGGAAAACGGCAUUGAUAAUGAGCGAACAGAGCAUUUGCCAGGCCCGGGCUUCUGUAAUGAUCUACGAUGAUACCAGCAAGAAGUGGGUGCCCAUCAAGCCAGGCCAGCAGGGCUUCAGUCGCAUCAACAUCUACCACAACACUGCUAACAACACUUUCCGAGUGGUCGGAGUCAAACUACAGGACCAGCAGGUUGUGAUAAACUACUCUAUAGUGAAGGGGUUGAAAUAUAACCAGGCCACUCCGACGUUCCAUCAGUGGCGUGAUGCCAGACAAGUUUACGGACUCAACUUUGCCAGCAAGGAGGAGGCCACCACUUUCUCCACUGCCAUGCUUUUUGCCCUCAAUGUGCUUAGCUCACAAGAUGCAGCAGGUCCAGCUGGUCAGCGGCAGAAUGGACCAGCGACGGAUGACACAGAAGCACAGAGGAGGCAGAUGAUGGAGCAACAUCAGAUGCAGAUUGAAAGGGAGCGACGGACAUCUGGCUCUGCAGUUUCCACCCUGCAGUUUAAAGUGUCUGCCUCUCAGUCCAACACCUCUCCAACAGAAUACAGGCAAUUUCGUGCCCACACGCUCCCCUCCCACACCCGCCUCGCCCCCUCCCCGCCUUCCUCCACCUGCUCCUCCUCUUCCUCACAGGAGCGAGAGAACAUCUCUCACACAAAGGACUCAUCUCAGAAAAAGGCUCAGCAGUUUUCACAGCUCUCCACCUCCCUGGCUUCUGCCUUCUCUCCUGUGCAGCCAGGGGGCACUCUGCCAUCUCGAAAUGUGCGUCAGAUCCCUCUCUCUCCCCCCACAAGCCGCCAGUCUGACUCCAAAGACACCAUCUGGACUUCUGCUUACAUCUAUUGCCCAAAUAGCGCUUCCCCCCAGCCAGUCAUACCUCUUAACCAGCUCAUACAUCAUGCAAACUCCAAUCAGUUUGAUGCUAACAGCCAGUUAGAGCAGUACUACCCCUUCCAAGCCCCUUUCUCCACAUCUGCCACUGGGCCUUCUCCUCUCCCACAAUACUGUAGUCCUGAUCUCUCGUACCUUUCCCACAGUAAAGACACCCCCCUUUCUGCUCACAGUGGUCCAUGUGUUCAAGGUCAUGCCCACCAGCCACAGUUUGCCUCCCCUUUUUGCCCUCAUCCUCCCAGUGAAAACAUGCCUUUCUCUUGUAGCUCAGUGUCACUCGAGACCACACCCCCUGCUGUUUCUCAGGCUGCCACAGCACCCAGCACAGGUCCUCCCAUCCCUCCUGGACAUCCCUCCAUGCUCUCCUCCACUCCCCCACUCCAUCCACCUGCUCCUGUUCCCAUGGCAGGUCCUCCAGCUCCUCCACCUCCGCCUGGACCUCCUCCCCCAGCUGCUGUACCUCCUCCUCACCCGCCUCCUCUCCCAGCUCCAUCAGGCUUGGCUGCUGCUCUGGCUGGAGCCAAACUGCGCAAGGUACAGCGGCCUGAGGAGAGCUCUGCAGGGCUGGGCAGUGCCAAGAAUGAUGCCAGCCGCUCCAGUGGGGGCAGUGGAGGAGGAGGAGAGGGCCUCAUGCAAGAAAUGAAUGCCCUUCUAGCACGAAGGAGGAAAGCUUCUGAAAAACCUGAAGACAGUCAAAAUGAAGAAUCCAACGGAUCUCCAGCCUCACGUGGCUCAGACGCUCUGAAGAAGCCAUGGGAGCGAGCUAAUUCUUCAGACAAAUCCUCUGCUGGAUCAAGGUUGAGAACUGUCGGCAGCACCGCUGAUGGAGAAUCAGGAGACUUUGACCGAAUGAAACAGGAGAUCUUGGAGGAAGUUGUACGUGAACUGCAUAAAGUCAAAGAUGAGAUAAUAGAUGCCAUUAGAAGAGAACUCACUAGGAUGGGUGCUACAUAGUGAUUUGAAGCAUGAUAACACCACCAGGAGGCUCUUGGGGAAAGUACGGAAAGGAUCCUGUGGCGCUGUGGAGGAAAGGUCUUGCAACAUAGCUGCAACGGCAUGGAAAAUGUUGGAUCAACUCGGAGCAUUACAGAAAGAAGCACGAGAAAGAUGCGAAGAGGAAGUGAGUGAGAGUUUGUUUGCAUGUGUUGAUGGAUGGAUGGAUGGAUGGAUGAAUGGACCUUCACACUGAAUUUUCUAUUUCCUCCUGUAUAAACAUUAAAAGACUCAGCCCACUGUGCAGUUUGCUGCUCCCAGUCUUUCAAGUCUUAAAGUAAAAUUCGACUAGGUGGACCUUGAUGAAGAUAUUUUCAUUUUAUACUGUUUUGUUGUUUGAUUACUGUUAUUGUAAAAGUAAUUUUAUUAUCAGUGGUGUCAGGCAGAGAACUAGAAACACAACAAUGCUCACAUUUUGUCAGUGUUUUCAAUGUUAUCUUCAUACUUUUUUUGGUUUUUGAUAAGCACAUUCAGCACACUUUUCGCUGGUCUGUCACCAUCCUGCAUUACAGUUUUACUCAUUUUUUUUCCUGCCAAAACAGAUGUUCACUGGAUUUUUUUUUAGCUUGAAUUUGAAUUGGUAGUGUGACGUUAUUGAUGAUGGUCUUAUGAGAGAUGUAUCUGUAGCUAUAGCCCUGUGAAAAGGCAGUUUGUGAACUCUCCUCAUUUGGUUUGAAAGAGAAUUGGUUCAUAAUAUUGGAUCCUAAAUUAUUCGAAUGAUUAACCUAUCCUACUGGGUUAAUCCUCCUAAAAGUUAACAUUAAAAUGACCUUUGAAUAAAACACUGAAUCUAUAAGUU
Molecule: messenger RNA, 3084 nt
Organism: Tachysurus fulvidraco (yellow catfish)
Lineage: Eukaryota; Metazoa; Chordata; Actinopteri; Siluriformes; Bagridae
Gene: evla
Product: Enah/Vasp-like a
Exons: 14
Coding region: 414-2246 (610 amino acids)
Biological process (GO): positive regulation of actin filament polymerization; protein homotetramerization; actin polymerization or depolymerization
Cellular component (GO): cytoskeleton
Molecular function (GO): profilin binding; SH3 domain binding; actin binding
Source: RefSeq, a predicted model, not a curated record